Molecule: messenger RNA, 1448 nt
Organism: Ornithorhynchus anatinus (platypus)
Lineage: Eukaryota; Metazoa; Chordata; Mammalia; Monotremata; Ornithorhynchidae
Gene: GMPR2
Product: guanosine monophosphate reductase 2
Exons: 10
Coding region: 159-1211 (350 amino acids)
Biological process (GO): nucleotide metabolic process
Cellular component (GO): GMP reductase complex
Molecular function (GO): GMP reductase activity
Source: RefSeq, a predicted model, not a curated record
CCGCUUUCACUUCCGGGUCGCCGACCCCCGCCGGCCGCGAGGACCCACCAGGCUCCGCGGGGGUCUCGCGCUGGCUCUCUCGCUCGCGCCUGCGCGGGCCGGCUCUUAGCCCGUCGCUAAGCAACCAGAGGGACGAGGGCGCCCCGGGGAUCCCCACCAUGCCGCACAUCGACAACGACGUGAAACUCGACUUCAAGGAUGUGUUGUUGAGACCCAAGCGCAGCACCCUGAAGUCUCGCAGCGAGGUGAACCUCAUGCGGUCCUUCGUCUUCCGGAACUCAAAGCAGAGCUACUCGGGGAUUCCCGUCAUCGCCGCCAACAUGGACACCGUCGGCACUUUUGAGAUGGCCAAGGAGCUGUGUAAGUUCUCCCUCUUCACCACUAUCCACAAGCACUACAACCUGCAGCAGUGGAAGGAGUUCGCCUCCCAGAACCCCGACUGCCUGGAGCACCUGGCGGCCAGCUCGGGCAUGGGCUCCUCCGACUUGGAGCAGCUGGUGCAGAUCCUGGAGGCCCUGCCGGAGGUCAGGUACAUCUGCCUGGACGUCGCCAACGGCUACUCCGAGGACUUCGUCGAAUUCGUGAAGGUCGUGCGGAAGCGCUUCCCCCAGCACACCAUCAUGGCCGGGAACGUGGUGACGGGAGAAAUGGUGGAGGAGCUGAUUCUCUCCGGGGCCGAUAUCAUCAAGGUGGGGAUCGGGCCAGGCUCCGUGUGCACCACGCGGCAGAAGACGGGGGUGGGGUACCCGCAGCUCAGCGCCGUGAUGGAGUGUGCCGACGCCGCCCACGGCCUCAACGGCCACAUCAUCUCCGACGGAGGCUGCAGCUGUCCCGGGGAUGUGGCCAAAGCCUUUGGGGCCGGAGCGGACUUUGUGAUGCUGGGGGGCAUGCUGGCCGGCCACACGGAAUCGGGCGGCGACCUCAUCAAGCGGGACGGCAAGCAGUACAAGCUGUUCUACGGCAUGAGCUCGGACCUGGCCAUGAAGAAGUACGCCGGGGGCGUGGCCGACUACAGGGCCUCGGAAGGCAAGACGGUGGAAGUGCCCUUCAAGGGCCCGGUGGAGCGGACGGUGCGCGACCUGCUGGGCGGGAUCCGCUCCACCUGCACCUACGUGGGGGCCGCCAAGCUGAAGGAGCUGAGCCGGCGGACCACCUUCAUCCGCGUCACACAGCAGCUCAACCCCGUCUUCGGCGCCGAAGGCCGGACCUGACCUCCCGCCCGUCCGCCGACGUCCCCCCGAGCCCCCCGCCCGCCUCUGCCCUCUCCGUUCCCCCCGGCUGGAGAUGGGUGAAGAAACAGGGGAGGGCAGGCGGAGCCUCCACUCCAGCCUCCGCUCCUCCUUCCUCGUGGCUCCUCUCCCCACCAACCCCCUCCCCGCCCCUAGCACCUUCCUCCCACGCCCUCGCCCGCCCAGGAGGCAGUUUGGCCAAUAUAGACUUUAAUCCAU